Molecule: messenger RNA, 8367 nt
Organism: Anarrhichthys ocellatus (wolf-eel)
Lineage: Eukaryota; Metazoa; Chordata; Actinopteri; Perciformes; Anarhichadidae
Product: sesquipedalian-1
Exons: 3
Coding region: 5453-6352 (299 amino acids)
Biological process (GO): endosome organization; retrograde transport, endosome to Golgi; receptor recycling
Cellular component (GO): trans-Golgi network; recycling endosome; early endosome
Source: RefSeq, a predicted model, not a curated record
CCCUCAGAUGAUGCUACACUCCCACUCGGCAGCAGCUGUAUGCAUAAUCUCUCUGCGAACAUGUAUCUAAAUACAUAUGUGGGCGGGGUAUCUGUAAUAAAAACAUAUCUGACACUUUGUACAGCAGAACACCAUUGGCAGAAUUUCCAUAUUAAAUCAAGACGUUCACUGACUUCUUCUUGUUUGCUGCUGCCUCUGCAUCCCUCACGUUUUGCCUUUGAAUUGCAAACAACCUUCUCGGGAAGAGAAAAAUCUGCUCCUGCUUGUUAUGCAUCUGCUAAUAAUUCAUUGUGUACAGUCGCUCCUCCAUUUAAAGGGUGUUCUUUUUCAAUUUGAACGUACUGCUGACGUCACUGGUGCGAUAACCUGCUUCCAUGAUAAAAUCUCAUAAAGCUGAAUAGUUAGAUUGCUACAGUUUCAAUUUGUAAAUGUAAACCUGUUACUCUGAUGUGUUGUCUUAUAGCACAACAGUCAUAUGUGUGCUAUUUCUCUCAUUCCAACUGCAUUGUCUUCAUUCCAUUUUCCAACCUGGCACAGUGCACAGUGUGCAAUAAAACUCAAUAAAUGUGUCAGAGUGAGACACACAUUUUGCCAGUGAAUAUUAAUUAGCUGUUGUUUCUCUGUCUGAUUGUUAGUGGUGAUAGUCUGCCUAGAGACACGUUUAUGUCUAUUUUUUCAUCCCCAUUCUGCAGGCACCGUUUACUUCGAUUUCUUUUGUUUCCCCUCAAAAUAGACUACAUUUCAUUAUGAUCAUUGAAAAAUGAAAUGUUACGAGGAAAACAAAACGAAAGCUAAAUAAUUGUAGUGGUGCGUGCCAGAGACAUUACAUCUGUGAUGGAGAUACCAAAGUUCAUUUGAAUACAAAAUAGACAUGACCUACAUUGCCAAACAUCAGAGCGAUGAAAAGUAAAUCUGGUGCACACUGGGCAUGGAUACUGGCUCGUUAUGGUGCUCCUUUAACUGUGACUCAGACAAAGUCAUGAUGUGGGAAAGUGAGUGGGCAUGCGUGUUUGUGCGUGUUGUGUCCUUGUCAAAAAUGUGUGUGCACACUCGCAUGCAGACACUUUAAUGGUAAAGAGAUACUUGUGCUCGUGUUUAAAUGUGCACGAGGGUGCAAAAAGGGCAAGCAUGAGUACAUGCAGCCAUGUGUGUGAGAAAAGAGUCAAAGGGCUUGUGAUGGUUCAGUGCAACUAAGGAAAGCUUUGGAGUUGGAGCAAAUUUAAUGUGAGGAUUUCACGCUGCUUUGGAGAUUGUUAAAAGUUAGAGGCAUCAGCUGCACCUUACUCGGGGAAGGUACACACUAUCUCAACAACAGGAUCCGAUUUGCAAGAGCCACAGUGAUCCAGAUGGGGUCCUCUGCUCACUCAACCGCUCCAGACUUGACUAAGAAACACUGAAUGGAUGGCAGCUAUUUAAGGAGAGACACGAGGCAAGGCCAUUCUUCUUUCUUUUCACAAAAGGGAAGGCUUCCUAAUCCAAAGAGGAAAUUGUGCAAGACGUGUCAGUCCUAUUAACUUUGAUGACUAAUGUGUGUAUGUGUCUGUGUGUCUGGGUGCUUGUGUGUGGGUAACGAUACCUUGGUAUAUUUUCAUUUUGCUCUGUGAAAAGAGGCUGCUAUGGCUGUUCUGUCAGAUAGUCGCACUAAUGUGUCUCCUCUUUUUCCUCUGCAGGGCCCAUUGAGAUACUUGAGUUACGAGUGGAAGCUUGUUUCUCACACCGAUCGACCCUGGUUGAUCAGGACGGGAGGAGCCAGAGCUGAGGCCAAGCAACAACCUUUCUUUUAUUUUUAUUUUUUUACAUAUAGCACGAAUGGCUCUCAAUCACCAGGAGAUCCUCAGAUUCAUACUUUUACUUUUGAGCACAGUUGUGCCGGGGCAACGUUACUGUGGAACUGGGGAAAUAGGAAGUGUAUACAGAUUGAUGAAUUCAUAGCUGUGGAUGUGAUAUUUUUGUAACAUAGAAAUAGUUGAAUUAAAGAUUAGAAAGCUGCUGAAACCCUAUCAUCAAAAGUAAAGGCGGCAAGUUUAGAUGAAGAGGUACAAGAUGGGGUGAAAUGAUGUCAGCCAGUAUUUGAUUGAUGGCUACACAGUUUUUUGUUUUUUUCUGCGCAUACUCAGAUGGAAAUCAAUAGCUCCACUCAACCGAUGGAAUUUGCCUUUUAGGAAUUGGAAUUGUUUGUGUCUGGGGAGCCCGACAGGUCUGCCUGUGAGCCAAACACUGCUGGACUUCAGAUAAGGAGACAUAAUGAAGUCGUGUCAGCGUGUGACACAGGCUCAAUCACAGCGUCUGCUCGGAACGGUUGGAAGAUGAAUGAAAAUGUGGUCACUGAUCUGUGUCCAGACAUUAUGUUAACAGUACAUCUCAAUCUAUGUGCUCAACUGGUGCCACGCAAGCUACGUUUUUUUUUCACAAUAACAUGCCGAAAUACAGUACAGUGCCAUAGUUACAGCUUUAAAGGAUUGUUGAAGAAGUAAUAAUUUGCAUCAAAUUUUCUUUGUAUACAAAUACACAUGUUUGAUAUCUAUAUAUAUAAAUAUAUAUAUAUAUUUCAGUCAUUUUUCUACAGAGACUUUAACAUUUAAAGAGAUGAUAUUUUUGAUACUGUGUUGGAUGACAGAGGUAUUUUGACGAAAGCCGACAUUCCCUCGAGGUACGUGUUGUUCGGCAGGGCUCAGCGGGAUGAUGUAUUCAUACAUAGCAACAGGAGGGUGUUUGUAUGGAUGAAAAACAAGUGCUUCAGUAAUCACCCUUCAAGAAACUUUACAGAAUGGGCUGCAUUGUGAGAAAGCAAAUGUAAGGCGCAGAAGAUGAAUGGCGUAAACCAAAUACCUAGUUGUGCUUUAUCAGACAGGAGGCGUGGGGCUGAAUGAAUGCACGGCUGACACUUCACUUUGUCCUGCUAUCACUGUGUUUUUCUAUGCAUUUCUGUGGAGAGGCUGUCUGUUGGUGGCUCCAACAUGCAGGCUGCUCUGCUAACCAUAACACAGAGUUAAGGAGUACUCCCUCUCAUUUCCUCAUUUGAAGCGGUUAUUUUCGUAGCCGCUAUAAACCCGACAAAUGUCCCGUUUAUCACGUUGCUUUCGGCCCAUUAUUCAUUGUUAGCUAAAUGAUGAUAGUAUUGACGUUUAGUAAUAUAGCACUUAUCAAAAACAGAGAUUAUGGAGUGCUUUACAAGUAAAUAAAAGGGAAGAAUAGGUGAAAACAUUUUAAUAGGCCAUUUUAGAUCAAAAACACGGCCUGUCUCCAUAUGCUGACUGGAGGAACCACACUUGUAAACUCCACCUCUUUGUUCUCACUGGACACAGAGACUGAAUUCAUGAACAAACUUCAAUCAGAAUAUGUUUUGAAGAUGAUCGGAAGUUCUCAAAAAGCUGUCGGUGAUAUUUUGUUGUGUGUGUCCACAAACUGGUGGAAAAUAACUUGUGAGAAGUAAACACUUUACACUUAAUGUCGCUGUGUCUGUGUGUAUUUUAUGGACUAAACAACAACUUCCAAAUGCAGAAAGGGUUGAUUUUGUGUCUGUGUUAUUCAUUAUAAGCUAUGCUCUUGCAAAUUAAUCUUUUAGUGUCAAGACUCUGUGAACUGGGAGUCAAACAGAGGCAAUUAAAAACAGGCUGCAAGAGCAUCGCCCUUAAUCAAAGUAGCCAAGAACCAGCUUGAGCAAAACAGUUCGGAAAGAGAAAUACAUUUAAUGGCACCAGCAGCUGCAUCAGUUAAUUGAAGAUUAGUGUGAUGAGAUAUCAGGCUGGCAGUGCUAAAGGCCAUCGCACAUUCUAAUGAAUUCUUAGCAGCUUGUCAUGGUCAUGCGCGGUGUAACGCGGGCCGAACCCAGCAGCUCAAUGCUUCAGAAAUACAGGACAGGGUCACAGGAAGAGGGCAGCGGUGGCGGUCUUGAGACGGGAACAUCACGAAAACAUGUUUAACUCACUGCCUUGGUACCUUCAAGCAAAGCAGCCAAUUCUAAAGUAAAAUGGUAGAAGAGGACAGCACGGGGCAACAAGUAAAAAACUGAAUGUUUUACCACUUUAACAUAGGAGGCAUUAUCAAUGACAUUAUUUCAAUGUAAGCAGUAUACACUUACUCAGCAGUACUUACUGAAGCUUAUAUUCGUAACAUAAUGAAUGUAUUAGUGAUAUACUAGUAAUAUUCUGAAUGAACUACGUUGACGAAUCAUGAGUCAGUGGCCUGUUCAAGGCCUCAUUUGAUUUCAGCGGUAGAAUGUAACUGAAGCACUUUAAGAACAGUUUUGAUGUUAUUGUACUUAACUUGAGUAUCAUACUUUGAAGAUCAACAUCUUGCAUACAAAACACAUGAUGCAUUGUUAGAGAUAAACUAGCCUACACUGUACAUAAGUAUAGUUUUAGAAAUAAUAAUGACACUAAUAAUACUCCAGUGGAACACAACUGUGCUUGUUUAUGUGUUUAAUUAUGUUUUAUGUUCAUGUCUGUGUGUGUUCUGUCGUUCCCCCUGGCUGGAAAACAAACGUUCUCCUUGGGGACAUUAAAGUUCGAGUUGAAAGUUGCAAUAGAGUACAUUUUGCUGCUGUAUCUUCAGUACAGUAAGUAAAAUCACGAAUGCAAGACUUGUAACCGAGUAUAUCAACAUUUACAUAAUGCAUAAUUUUCAGGGCUGCUAACAGUUAUUUUCAUGAUUUGAUUUACUGAAAAAUCUAUGUUCUAUAUAUAUAUAUAUACAUUUUUUUUUUUUUGCUUUAAAAAAUGACCGAUUUAUCGAAAUAGAUGGCGGAAGUUUCUGAUAAUCACUAAUCACUAAUUGUUUCAGCUCUUCAACUAUUACUCUUGAAAUAAACAUCUCAGUGCCUAUUUCCCCAGAGCCUAUUUGCUGUAAGGUGUGCUGUGUUAUGCUCUAGUUCUUUGUCACUACCAACAUUAAUUAUAUUGUUAUAUAUUAUUUAAUAAUUAAUUUAAAAAAAUGAACAAAGUCCGCAUUGGCUUUACCAGACGAAGGUCCUUACAUUCGGCUGCCAGCAUCUGCCGGAAUGCCACCUUUCCAAGGGCAAAGACAGGGUGCGCGUGUUUUAAUGAACCGCUCAGUCGGAUAACGAACGUGUCGGCAGCACAAUGGAAGAGCGGUAACGCAAACCCCGCCCAGGCGAACUGUUCUCGUAAUGCACAACAUGUUGCCGCUCUGUCGGUCACGUGACCGGGAAGGAAAAAAAGGAAAGUAGGAAGCGAGAUAAAGGGGGGAAAAAAAAAUAAAAAUAAACAACGAAGCGAUUAGCUGCCCGACAAGAGGAGGCGCCUUUAUACCCGCAGCCUUCCUUUGGAAAGAGUAAAGGAGACAAAAGAAGAUGGAGACAUGUUGAACUAUUAUCUCCAUGUGUGAUGGGAGGACGGCGGUGGAUGGCAGCUCGGUAUGAGAUAAGCACGUAAGAACUUUUAGGUAAGAACUCAUCCGCUGAAGAAGAGGAAGAGGAGGAGGGGGCGAGAAGAUGAAGCUGAACGAACGCAGCGUGGCGCACUACGCCACCUGCGACUCGCCGCCGGACAAGACGGGCUUCCUGUUCAAAAAGGGCGAGCGCAACACAGCGUACCACCGCCGCUGGUUUGUGCUGAAGGGCAACAUGCUCUUCUACUUCGAGGAGCGCGACGGCCGCGAGCCCAUCGGCGUCAUCGUCCUCGAGGGGUGCACCGUGGAGCUGUGCGAGUCGGCCGAGGAGUUUGCCUUCGCCGUCAAGUUCGACUGUGCCAAGGCGCGCAUCUACAAGAUGGCUGCGGAGAGCCAGGCCGCCAUGGAGUCAUGGGUGAAGGCGUUGUCGCGGGCCUCCUUCGAAUACAUGCGGCUGGUGGUGAAGGAGCUGGAGAGGCAGCUGGAGGAGAUCCAGGAGGCUGCGGGCGGCGGCUGUGUCGGGGCUGGAUUUGGAGGCCUUCAGGGCAGACCCAAGUCCUCCAGGCAAAACCAGGUGGUGCGCUCCAGGUCCGGGGCGUCGUCCUCUUCGUCGUCCUCCUCUUCCUUGUCGUCAUCGUCAUCGAGUGCCCCGACCACGGCAGGCCCCCUCGCCGCUCUAAAGAGCCUCCAGGACGAGGUGCAGCUCAUCUCCGAUUGUUCCAAGGUGAACGGAGUCGCGUGGAGCAAACCACCUGUCUCCUCGGCUAAUGGCUUCGUCGAGGGGGCGUCCUGUGUGGCCUGGGAGUCCUGCACGGACUCCGGGAACAACGCUGGGAUCGGCGACGGUCCCAACGGGGUCAGGGCUCCACCGGUGCCCCCCAGGAGAAGAGGAGCGUCUCUGGAAAGCCCCGUCUGCCCCGGCACCGGCUGCUUCUCCAAACUCCACGACUGGUACGGCAGAGAGGUGGAGGAGCUGAGAGUGCAGUGGCUGCAGAGCCAGUGAACUAAUGGAGGGGGAUUAUCUCUCUUUUUAUUUUUAUCAUUCCUUUCUGAUCAUUCUGCAAUGUUACAGCCCUCUGAGCCCAACAGACGGGUGACAAAACGCAGUCUUAUCACCCAUCAAAAACAGACAAAUGAAAACCGAUUGAUUUCAGAUCUUGUCUGGCACAGGGGAACCAGUCUGUCUUAAACAUCCACACUAUCUAUCCAUUGUACAAUCCAAGACAUUUGAAAGAACUAAAUCUCCUCUUUUCCACAGUUUUUGAGUGUCAUUUGCCAAGAACAGCUAAAAAAAAAAAAGUCAUGGACACAGUAUUUAAAAUGCUAAUCAUUUAUUAAAAGCAUCUGUCUUUUUAACAAGAUGCUAAACAGAUUGUCCUUGUACAAACAAUUCAGAAGAAUACGCGUUUCUGUUAAUAUAUUGCCAAUGUUAAUUUCUUCUGCCCUUCUAGCUUCCAAAUAUUCCAAAUAUGUGCAAUUGUUUUUCGGGUCCGUUUUAUUUAAAGCAGUAGCAGCCUCAAUUUUCCACUGAAUAGGUAAACAUGCAAAUUACGGUGCUCAGCAUCUGAAGAAUGCCAAAAAACUAAAAUCACCACAUUUAAGUAUUUUUCUGAUUCCAGCACGGGUGUUUUUGUUUUAUGUAAAUGAAAUAAAGAAGGCCACGUGAACAACGAUCUAAAGACAAAACAAACUCGCAUGGAUCAGGUUGCUCUGGUGACGCAUUGUCCACCCCAUACACAGGUGAAGGUAGCGGUGUGAUUCACGAUGAAGUAAAGGAACAGCCAUCAGGAAGCCGUUUGUACCAUUGACGAUAUUCUCACAGUCUAACAUACGGGCAGUAGGACAAUGAAAAUCUCUCGAGGUAAAGGCAGGUGUCCUGUGGUGUCCUGUGACUUCCUGUACACUGGGGAUAAGAGGUGUUUUUUUUUGGGGUGCACUAGUUCAGAUUCUCCUAACUGGGCACAUCUCACCCCAGCGACCUUGUGGCUGCUCUGGUCCGCGGUGGAAGCUGGAUGUCUCGCUCGGAGCUCCACGCUGGUAUUUUUAGCCCUCGUUAGCCGGCGGCCAGAUGUUGCUGUGUCAUAAGAGCGCUCAUCACUUAGUUCUCUUCUGACUCUCGCAUCUCGUAAAAAGGAGAACCUUGAACUCGUCGAGCCGUAACGCUUGUCGUUUGUGAGUCUCUGAUGAAUUCCAGCGCACUGUUCGGUCGUCACGGCUGAUUAACGUGAAUGUUACUGAGUGAGCGGAUCAGUUUGAGGCCUUUACUGCAUGUGAACAUCUACCCCCUUUGAUUUAAGUAUACACAUUUCACUAUUCCAUGUUGGAACAUUAACGCCUUUUUAAAAUGAUUUCUCGCACUGUGUUACUAUACUGCUUAUUAUUCUGUUUUUUUAUGUGCCUUAUGUUAUCUUUAUAACUUUGUUAUUGCACUUGCAACCAUUCCCACAGGCCUAUAGCAAUGAAAGUGUUACUGAAUUCCUUUCCUUCCUUCCUUCCUGACAAUGGCUCUGUUCCUUCAGCCUGCAUCAUUGCACAGCGCUAUCAUUACUGUUAUACACGCGGCUUGUACGGAAACAAUUGUGGGAAGAAGUGAUACAGUGUGGAUUGUGUGUUAUUUGUCGAGGCGGCAUGACAUGUAUUCACUAAAAUGAUUGUUGUUGUGCCAAUUGUAUUUUUCCAGAGGACCAUCAGCGUAAUUACAGAUGAUAAUGGUCCAUUGUUUUUAACAAUAAUAUGUAAAGGAAUUUGUGAAUGUGUCAAAUUAACCACAUGAAUGAUAAUCUUAAAUCAAGAGUGCCAAAUGAGGAAUGCAACCUGAAUGCACAAAUCAAAGCAAAUCGUCUUUCGUCGAUUGACUUCCACGAUUGUAGUCCAGUGUUUCAGUGUUAUCGUACACGAUGUAUGAAUUGUUUUAAAUGACCAUUAAUAUUUAACACAUUGUCCUAAAAUGGUACCCUGGCAUGAUGUUUGUUAUUAAAGCAUUCGCUGUAAACCACCUAAUAAACCGCGUUAACAUGU